Molecule: messenger RNA, 1947 nt
Organism: Homalodisca vitripennis (glassy-winged sharpshooter)
Lineage: Eukaryota; Metazoa; Arthropoda; Insecta; Hemiptera; Cicadellidae
Exons: 5
Coding region: 21-860 (279 amino acids)
Source: RefSeq, a predicted model, not a curated record
UCAGUCUCUGGACGACUGUCAUGGUCAUGGUAUCUUCAGGAGUUCUGGUGGCGGUCUUCGCCCUCCUGGCGGCAGCGCACGCCGGGCCUCGCCCCAGCAUUACUGAUAUAUUCUCUUGGGGACUGGACUACAUCGGAACAGAAGGCAAGAGCGAGGAAGGUGAUCCCACUCUGGCCACCAGACAAUGUUCUUGUGAAGGACCCGUUUGCAACUGCUGCGUCAACUUCAACGUGAGCUUUGUCGAUCUUGGUGGCCCAGGUUGUGUGAAGCUGAAGUAUCUGUCACAAGAUGAGGGUCUCAUGGUGAACGUUUCUUAUGGCGACAACGUUCUACACAGCGAGCAGGUCAAAGGUCCAAAACCCGAACCCGCCUGCAUGGACUUGUUAUCAGACUUGGCUCAGGUAUGCGCGCGGUUCACCGAACUGAAAGCGGAAGGUGAUGGCCUCAAAGGUUGCACCUUGCUGGAGCCCACACUCCUGGGUGACGCACAGGCCCAAUACCCUGUGGGUUGCUUCAUCAUGGGCUCUGACGGAAUGCGGCUUGAUCCCGACCAUGAGCCAGUUGUCAACGUCACAGAAGAGGAGCAGUCCCCGGAGGAAGAAGAGGAGGAGGAAGGAACCACCGAUAAACCGGACCUGAGUGAAGAGGCGCUGAUAAACGCAGUGAACGAGAGUGCUGAGGAAGGAAUCGCGUGGUUCACAAGCCUCCUGGGAAUCAGUUUCGGGGGCGGCGCGGGCCAGAAGAACCAAACGGAGGCGGCUAACUCGGAGACCGCCACCCCCGCCCUUGCUGCUACAACACCCACCCCCGCAGCGCCGCCUCAACAACGUCAGCGGAGUCUCAACGCUAUUCCUGUCUAGAGGCAGGGAGGAGGUUGAAGUCUAAAUGUAUACUAUUAAAGAUAAGGGCCUGAGUUAGAAUACAUUACGUCACUUAUUAAAGGGGAUAUACGCCCUUGCUAUUAAGUUAUCGUUAUUUUAGUAAUUAUGGUAAUAGUUUUAUAGAAUUUAAAGUAGUUAAGUAUAUCAAAAUUAUAUUUAUUUUCUUACGUAUUAUUUAAAAAACCUUUUUCAGUAAACAAUUUCAAAUUUUCACAUUUAUACUUAAUAUUUGAUACUUAUUAAUUACAUGGAUAUUUGGUGUGCUUUUAUUAUAAUUUUACAAAUAUUUGUAACUACUCCCUAAUUAUUUUGAUUUUUCCUCAUUUAUUACUGGAAGUUAAGUCCCAUAAUAUACUUUUAGUUCCUAUAUACACAUUGGUAUUCUCUGCGUCAUUUUUUUUUACUUAGAAAAUACAUUAUAGUUACACAUAUAACUUACGUAAAGGACGAUAAAAAUUAACACUUUCUCAAAUUAGUAAAAUCUCUUUCCACACAGUGCUAUUAUGCAGAAAGGAGAUCUGUUUAUACAUACUAUAUUUCAUUCUGUACAAUUUAUGGUUACUAUUAAUGUAUGUACAUAGUUAUAUUGUAUACAAGCAUAUUAUGAGUUAAAUGGCCAGUAAGCUAAAAUAACUGUGUUCAUACACAGUAUAAAUUCCUAGUAAAAGUAUCUAAAAAACAAAGUUAUUGUAUUCAGAAAAGUUGAAAUUAGAUUCAUAUAUCUGUAUGGGAUGCAGUACCUAUAAUAACUCUAAGAUAAUUUAAUUAAACGUGUUAUGUAAUGCAAGAUACUAUAUUAUGUAAUAUUAUUUGGAAUUUAUCCAUAUUUUUGAUUAGUUUUGUUUACGAAACUUCUAUCAGUGUAACAGAUGAAAUAAAAAAUCCGAUUUAGUGAAGUUGAAUUGAAUAAUUAAUGUUAGAUUAAUAUUAGAAUAACUGUAUUUAAAAUGUAACCAAAGACUGCAUAUUUAUUUAUUUAUUUAACGUACCAGAAAUGCAUUUACAUUUGUAUGGCUAACUUAUGUACAAAGUAUUGUUAUUUUAUUAAUAAAUCACUGUUAAUGAA